Molecule: messenger RNA, 1509 nt
Organism: Symbiodinium natans
Lineage: Eukaryota; Dinophyceae; Suessiales; Symbiodiniaceae
Source: the annotation of a GenBank genome assembly
AUGCUAACCGGGAGAUAUCUCCUCUCAGCGCUUCAUGGCUGGCGAAGCUUUUUCUCCUUUUCCUGGCAAGCGCUCCCAGAUUCAUCUGUGGAGUUUUGCCGAGCGCAUUUGCUGGAGAAUGACGGCUGCUGCCUGGAUGAGCAAUGCGACCCAUCUGUGGUGCAACGGAACGUCAGGCGACCCGGGGCCUCCUGGGAGUGUAUUGCUGCCCAGGGCUGCCUCUCAGAACCAGGUUUUCGAGGGGAUGAUAUGCUGUCAAUUCCUGCAGAUCCUGUUUGUGAUUGUCGCAUCCUCUUCCUCCAUGGAGGUAGUUGGUACCAUGGCUCCCCAAACAGCACCGGGUAUGCUGCGCUGGCGUCCAAGCUGGCAGCCAGGACCCGCUGCGUCGUCAUGAUGCCAGACUUCGCAUUGUUGCCAGUCGGCAACUUCGACUCCAUGCUCAAGGCAUCGGUGGAGGCCCUCCAGUGGCUAGGCAAUCAUGUUCUGGAAGAGUGCGAGGCCAAACCUCCCGUGCGGCUUUAUGUGGCUUGGCACAGGAAGUUGGCAAAUUUUCCCGAGAAACAAAGCCAGAGCAAGAGCGCUUUCCAAAAAACAAGUAGACUAGAGGCCUGUCUUUGUGAGGUUGGUGGAGACUCCAGCGGCGCCACCACGGCGCUUAGCCUGAUCCUUCACUUGGGGCAGCAGCCGGACCUGAUUCCAAGGGCCUGCCAGCUCGAGGGGGGCUUCCUGUGGAGCCCAUGGACCAACCUGCUGUGUGACACGCCGGACUACUUCACCAAUGCUUACUCCAUGAUCUUCAACUCAUCCUCUGAUGCAUCAUCUUCAGAACAUCGGGGAGAUAUCUUGUUCAAGAGCCCGCCAGCCAUGAAUAUGGCUGAGUUCCGCGACGUAGCUUUGCAGUAUGUGGGUGGGCAGAGGGGUUUGCUGGUAGACCCAAUUGCCUCACCUUUCCACGCAGACGCCAGCCUUCUUGCAACAGUGCCACCGCUAUAUUUCCUUGUGGGUUCGGAAGAGACCUUGCUCGGAGACAGUGUCAUUCUGGCUCAGAAGGCUGCCGCAUAUGGUGCGCCUAUUGUUGUUGAUGUUUACCACAACAUGUGGCAUGAUUUCCCGAUGUACUCUGAAGGCUGUGGUUCCGGCAGAGAGCUUUGGCUAGCAAAGAAGGCUUGGGAGAAUACGGCUGAGUUCAUCCAAUCAGCGCAGGGAACGCAAGGUUCGAAUGGGUGGCCUCUCCUACGAUACGUCUAUGAUGAGUCGCCGCAGGGCAGGAACGCGUGGUUUGCACCACACCAGCCACUCAGGCUACCUCACGGUCAGCUCCAGUCUGUUUCAGGGACUCCAUUAAGUCUUUCAUCUUUCCUUUAUGGCGUGGUCGUCGGAGUGGUCCUUGCAAGUUGCAUUUAUGCAGCUGUGCAGUCCGCACUCAACAGACAGCAACAGCUUCGACAAAGCCAGCGAGCUGUGCCAGUAAGACUUGAGAUGACGACCAGACGCGACUUCAACCAGUGA